UAUCAUGUGACCCGCCCGGGACGCGUGUCGGGAGGAGGAGGAGGAGGAGGAGGAGGAGGAAAGAAGAUGGAAGGGAACCGAGACGAAGCUGAGAAAUGUAUCAACAUCGCGUCGAAAGCCAUCGACGCCGGGGACAAGGAGAAGGCGCUAAAGUUCCUCCACAAAGCGGAGAAGCUCUUCCCGACGGGGAAAGCCAAAGCCUUGUUGGAAGCGCUAACCAGGAACGGGAGCUCCGCGGCUAACGGUGCACAUCGGAGGCGGCCAGCGCACAAUGCGGAAGAUGGCGCCGCACGGGCGGCGGGGGAAUGCCCAGAGUCCGGGGGAGCGGGAUCGUCCAAGGUGUUCAUGCAAGAGCAGGUGGAAGGCGUGCAAAGAAUAAAGCGCUGUAAAGACUACUACGAAGUUCUCGGUGUCACCAAAGAAGCCAGUGAGGAUGAGCUGAAGAAGGCGUACAGGAAACUGGCCCUCAAGUUCCAUCCGGACAAGAACCACGCCCCUGGAGCAACGGACGCCUUCAAAAAGAUCGGUAACGCGUACGCAGUGCUUAGCAACCCGAGUAAACGGCGGCAGUAUGAUCUCACGGGAAGCGAAGAGCCGAGCGGACCGGGUCACGCGCACGGCGCCGGCAACGGGUUUGACUUCCACAGAGGGUUCGAGGCCGACAUCACGCCUGAAGACCUCUUCAACAUGUUCUUUGGAGGAGGCUUCCCAUCCUCAAGCCCACAGUCGUUCAGCAACGGCAGGACCAGCUACAGCCAUCAGGGCGAUUACCGACAGGAGAGGACUGACGAAAGAAGAGACGGGGGUUUCUCCAUGUUUAUCCAGCUGAUGCCCAUCGUGGUCCUGAUCUUGGUGUCAAUACUGAGCCAGAUGAUGGUUUCUCCCCCUCCCUACAGCCUCUACUCUCGACCGUCCACGGGUCAGACGGUGAAGCGGCAAACGGAGAACCUGCACGUGGACUACUACGUCACCAGAGACUUCAAGUCGGAGUACAAGACGGCGGCGGCGUUGCAGCAGGUUGAGAAAAAUGUAGAGGAAGACUACGUGACAAAUGUCAAGAAUAAUUGCUGGAAGGAGAGGCAGACAAAAACGGACCUGCUGUACGCUGCCAAGGUGUACCGGGACGACCGCAUGCGCAAGAAGGCCGAGCAUAUGACCAUGGACAACUGCAAAGAACUGGACAGACUGACCAACCUCUUUCGGGGCGGAUGACUCGCUCAAACAACCGUUAAAUCUUAUAAUGUAUAUGAAUAGAUGUGUAUGUUCAGGGUUUUUUUUGUUGUUUUUUUUUAAGAGAAUUUACACUAGGAGCAACAGAGAGGGAAAAACUACUACUGAAAAUAUCUCAUACUUUGUGUACCUCACUGUUAGAUCCGAAAUGACCUUGACAUUCCAAAAAAAAAAAAAAUGACGCCAUUACUUUCGAUUCUUCUGCUGCUUCCCUAAAAUCGAAAGGGGGGAAGGAAAAUGGCUAACAAUGAGUAGAUCCACCCCCGUGUUGUUAAAGUCACCAAUCAGCUUUCGGCAUGAAUGAAUAUCCAUGUGGGGGAAAAAAAGGAUGGAAACGUCACCGGUGGACUGAAGAACACUGGACUCACUUCGCCACACGCAUUCAUACUAGAUGUACAUGUUCUUUUUUUGUUUUGUUUUUUUAAUGGUGGACCUUUAUGCAAAUAUUUAUGUAACUAUAGAAGAAAGUGAUUUUCUUCCACCCUUACUUAUCAAGGAAAUAAAGUAAUAUUAAUAAUUGGAAGCAUCUGUCUUAGUAAAGGUAGAUGACUUACAUAGAUUACCGAUGAUGUCACCACAAUCCCAGGAUUCCCUUGUCUGCCAUCUUGUGUGUCACAACCGGUAAUUGGAAACCUAUCUAUGGUGUACCAAAAAUGAAUAAAUGAUACAAGCUACUUA
Syngnathoides biaculeatus (alligator pipefish) is the source of this 1908-nucleotide messenger RNA. It is a transcript of the gene dnajb14, whose product is annotated as DnaJ heat shock protein family (Hsp40) member B14. NCBI's taxonomy places the organism in Eukaryota, Metazoa, Chordata, Actinopteri, Syngnathiformes, Syngnathidae. The coding region runs from base 67 to 1212 and encodes 381 amino acids. Gene Ontology annotation, cellular component: endoplasmic reticulum membrane. Gene Ontology annotation, biological process: cellular response to misfolded protein. The record is from RefSeq and is a predicted model, not a curated record. The transcript has 8 exons. Gene Ontology annotation, molecular function: Hsp70 protein binding.